UUACGUUAAAAACUUUUUUGGAAUGGUUUAAUGCUAAUUAUGUGAGUAAUGUAUUUCACACUCGGAAGCUUGAUGCUACUUAUACGUCUAGGGAAUGCAGCGGUAUAAAUGAUAAGCGGACCUCGUUGGCACACUUCCUGGUGGGUGGGUUUUGGGGGUUUUCCGUUUUUUCAUAGGUGUGAAAGAAGCUCUGCUUCCGAGAAGAGGAUAUGAUGCUCAGAGCACAAAAUGCAUCUUCUGAUGGUGAUGGGCUUACUGGUGUGGAGGGCUGGAGAAGGCCACGGCGUCCUGCAGGCGCUCACAUGCCCGUACCAAGUCGACCAGAGCACUCUGCCCAGAGUCUGGUGCAAACAAACCAGCGCAGAGUGCUGCAGAGGCCUCAUGUACGAUUACAAGUACCCUCAUGAUGGGGACCCAGUGAUCCACGAGGACAUGGGGUCCUUCACCGUCUCCGUGGUCAGCCCCCCCAACGGCGCCGGGGUGUACUGGUGCGGAGUCAUGGCCAACAGCUCGGUCCUCAUCAAACUGGCGGAGAGCUACUUCUACGACUCCACUUCCGCGUACAUCUGGAGCAUCGCUCGCUUUGUGGUGUUGCCCUCAUUCCUCAUCCUUCCUUCCAUACUCGCCCUCAACGUGCUGGUCACCAGUCGCUCAGAACGCAAAAGACAUCAUGAGGAUUCAACUAAGGUUCUGGAAGAACCUGAAGCAAUAUAUAUAAAUCAAUAAUCAACCACUCAUGUGGAGCAUGUCGGAGCCGAUUGAGGACUAUCCAUGGUUAUACUGCCCCCUGUUGGUAAAGACCGACAAUGCAAUACUCAAACGCAACAGCCUAGAUGUGACCAAUAUAAUAAAAAGAGCUAGAUUAUAUUUAUCUAUCCAUAUAUCUAUACAUCUAAAGAUAUAUAGAUGGAUAAAGAUACAUAUAGUCUUGUCCUUAUACUAUUGCCUCUUGAAGUCGACCAGAAGAUCCCCCCCCCCCCC
This is a messenger RNA of Gadus chalcogrammus (walleye pollock), 981 nucleotides long. RefSeq lists its product as uncharacterized. The transcript is spliced from 4 exons. Bases 229 to 726 code for a protein of 165 amino acids. The record is from RefSeq and is a predicted model, not a curated record. Lineage: Eukaryota; Metazoa; Chordata; Actinopteri; Gadiformes; Gadidae.